Molecule: messenger RNA, 3855 nt
Organism: Lolium perenne
Lineage: Eukaryota; Viridiplantae; Streptophyta; Magnoliopsida; Poales; Poaceae
Biological process (GO): heterochromatin formation
Source: RefSeq, a predicted model, not a curated record
CCGCCCGUCGCAACGCGUACAUCAGCUACACCUACACUACACGCCCCCGUCGUGUUUCUUUUCCGUUUCCUGUUUCCGCCUCGGUUCUCGCUCCAGGCCCAACCCAACGCAUUCACGCCAUUGCCCCCAAUCCCAAUCCCAAACCCUCGCUUCAUCCAUCCAUCCAUCCCCACCCUCUCGCCCGGCGGCUGCUUCCCCAUCCCCUCUCCGUCCACGGCGGGGAGCGCCGGAUUCCGGCCGUAGUUCGGUGCAUCUUCCGUGUAGCACAUAUAUGACCCAGUUAACUGGUGCUUGGAUAUCAAGUCCUACUUAACCAGCUGCACACAAAAGAACCGACUUAACUAAGGUGCAAUUACCAUCUCUGCAAGGAAAGCGCUAAGGAGAUUUUCUGUUCAUGCGAUCAGCAUAAAAUUUCCACCUCAGUUAGGUAGUCACCCAGCUAGAUUGAGAUAUAAUGGAUUACAACGAAGCCUGCAAGGGAUCAUGUGAAUGCGAAAAGUGUGAGACUGGCAAGAUUGCAGAGGCAAACAUGGAAUUUUAUGGAUCUGAAGAAGAAGAAGGUGAGAUCAGAGAGGUACAUGAGCCACCUAGACUAGGAAGCCCUAUCCAGAAAGUCACACCUGCAAUUGUUGAGCAGGAGCAGGUCCAUAUAAGGCAAUCAGCUUCACCACCAAGAGCUUCUGAUAAAGGAGAGAGUACAGGUACUGUGGUUUUGCAACAGCAAUCUAUGUAUGGAGCAAUCCACAAAGACAUGUCUGCAAGCAUUGUACACUCAUUUGUGCAAGAUGCAAUUGAAAAGGAGCAGGUCAAUAUGAGGCCAUCAACUUCACCUGAAAGAGGAUCCUAUCAAGGAAGGAUCCCAUGUAUUGUUUUUGUGCAACAGUCGAAGUGUAGUGCAAUCCCAGAGGACAUGGCUGCAACUCCUAGCGCAUCUUCUCAAGGGGUGGUUGAAGAUGAGCCACCAACUUCAGCUCAAAGAGUUUCCCAUAUUGGAGAGACUGCAAGUACUGCUGUUGUGCAACAAUCUAAGUAUACUGCAUCUGAGGGCCAGCAUGUUGAUAUGAGGCAGCAUAGAAUACGUGGGAGCCACCGUCCAAGUUUUUCACCAUCUGCAUGCAGUAGUGCAGAAGAAAGGCAUAAGAAAAGGCAGGAAGGAUGUUUUAGAUACUCUGAUUUCCGUUGGGUCUUGAAAAUGAUUGAGGAAGUUUGUUCAGAAAGGCUUAGGACACUAUUGUCACGACAAAAUAGAGAUCGAAAGAACCUCAAAAUUGCACAGAAAAAGUACGAGCUAGAAUUCUUCCAGAAGCAUAUGCAUUCUUAUAAAGUCCGCCUUGCUCAUGUUAUGCCAACAAUAAGUUACCGCAGAAUGAUGUUGCCGAAGCUACAUUUCAGUAUUUUGCGCAACAGAUUCCAUAAACAUAUGAAAUCUCAGCUGAUAAAAUUUGUGAAACAACAAAUACGUGACAGAAACAAGGAGAAUAGAAUAAAAGCGCGGUGGAUAUUUGAGGCCAAAGCUGGCUACCUUAAGAAAUUGUUUUAUGUGACUUCCUUGGCAUAUGGUAAAUUCAAGUUGGAGAAACUAAAAUGCCGUAUGACUGACUAUUUGGAUGGUGAAGAGCAUCUCAAGUAUUUCAACAUGCAAUCUCUAACUACCCAAAUUGAAGCAAUUGCUUCUAAUAAAGAAUCUACCAGUGAUGUUACUGAGCCCAUUCUAGAAAACUCACCAGUACCGCUUGAAACAAAUGGACCUAGAAAGCUCGGGUUUUCAAUCGGUGUAGCAGAAGAUAUGACCACCUUAGAAAGCAGGUCUUCUCUGCCCACCUGUGCUCCCACCAUGGAGUUUGGUGAGAAAAAUGGGACACAAACUGCCUUCUCUGCUGCAGCACAAAACCAGGGUGGAAAUUUGGAGAGACCCUAUGCUUGCCAGCUUGGCAUGAGUGCAGUACUAGAGCCUGCUAAGGCAGUGACAACAGGUAAGCCAAGUGAUGAUUCUGAGCCUAUUGAAGAACACUCACCAUUGCUGCUCGUAACAAAUGGAGCUACACAGCUUGAGUUUUCAGUCGAUGUAUCAGAAGAAAUGGUUACUUUAGAAAGCAGUUCUUCUCAGUUAACCAGUGCACCAGGAAUGGAGUUUGGUGAAAAUGAUGGGACACAAAUUGCCUUCUCAGCAGCAGCACAAACUGUGGGUGAAAACAUGGAGAGUCCCUGUGCUUCUCGGUUUGUCACGAGUUCAACAUCUGAGCUUACUGUCACAGUGAGCAAUGAUACAGAAAAUGCUGCCCAGAUUUCUAGAGAAAAACGAAGGCGCAUAAGUUCAGGCAAUGAUGUCUCAGAAGGUACAUGUUGCAUGUCACGGAGAAAAUUUGGUGAAAAAGAUGGGAUACAUAGCGCCUUAUCACCAGCAGCACAAAAUGAGGGGAGAGACAUGGAGAGAUCCUGUGCUUCUGACUCUGACAAGGAUGCAACGCUAGAAUCUGCUAUGACAGAGAACACUGAUUCAGAAAAUACUCUGGAUGGUUCUAAUGAAAAGCAAACACGCAUAAGUUCAGGCAAUAAUGUUUCAGAAGUUCCAUCUUCUAGGUCACAGAUAAAAUUCAAGCCUACGUCGAACCCUUGCAGGACAACAUUGCAUCAAGAGGAACCUAGAGCUGCAAGGCCAUCUCCACCUUUAGUUAAUAAUAGUCAAAUAUUUCAAGCUGAGGAUACACGUGGCGAGGAAGUACCUAGUGGUCAUUUAUCUACCUUUGCCCAAGUUACUGACGAGCCAAACAUGCGCUCUAAUGCCCAAAGUGUGAUGAACCAGCGCCAUUGUGGUUCAACUUCCCAGGCUGCUAGUCGUCCAUAUCAACCAACUGGUGGGAAUACUCAUUCAGCAAGAACUGAGGUUGGCAGUCUAGGGGCAUCACAUGUUCUAGCAUCAGACAAUCAUCUGCCAACAGGCUCCACUUCUGGGCAAUUUCUGGCUGAAGAUGGGUCUGAAUCAAAUCCAUUUACAAUUGAGUUGAGUCGAUUACAAAAGCUGCAUGAUCUGAUAGCAAAGAGACAUCAAGAGAAGCGAGAACAACUUAUUUUGGCACGUCAAGUAGAGAUAGCUCAAGCUAAAAAGAAGUAUGAAGAGCUGGUGUAUAAUUCAGAUGUGGAAGUAUUACAGCGAAGGAGAGAACUUAAGAUAACGAGUGAGAAAAUUUACAAACAGCAGAUACUGGCUGAGGUAUUACAGGUUAUAUUUAAGGCCUCUGCUAAAGUUGUUCCAGACAGUUCAAGAGGUGCAGCCCAGAAAACAACAAGAGAGCCUAACCAGUCAUCAGACCAGCGUAGUUUCCAGUUUACUGCCCCUGUUUCAGCCCCUGCAUCAGCAUCCAUAUACCAGUCACCGCAAUUGUCUGUUCAAGCAUCAACAGACGCCGCCCUCAGGCAGCAUCGUGUGACCGGGCAACACACUUAUAUGGACCCUUCGGGCAGAUCCACUGCUAAUCUGAUGAAUUAUCCAAGUGGUGGCAUGGGACUUGCAUACCGCAGAUAAGCAUAAACCGGAAGCGUAUGAUGAUUGCUCGCAGUGCCUGAUUGCUCGCCUCUGCUCCUUUUUAAAUUUUCUGCCAGCAUCUGUUCUUUGUGGUUGGGCCAUGAGCUUGGAGAAACAGCCGCAUCAGUCGGUGCUCUCCGAAGAAAUCAUCAUACACUAAGUGAUCUGCUGUGCUCAGUUGUAUGUAUGCAUGAGCCAGAGCUUCCUUCUGAGUCUUGCUUAGUGAGAAGUAAACCUGGCAUUUGUUCAGUUAGUAUACUGAUCUGUAGCUGGUAACAAAUUCAUGUCAGUUCAUGUUAAACUCUGCAUUCUGAAAGCCCCUUGCCACUGCA